Molecule: messenger RNA, 1665 nt
Organism: Poecilia latipinna (sailfin molly)
Lineage: Eukaryota; Metazoa; Chordata; Actinopteri; Cyprinodontiformes; Poeciliidae
Gene: irx4a
Product: iroquois homeobox 4a
Exons: 5
Coding region: 169-1608 (479 amino acids)
Biological process (GO): cell development; regulation of transcription by RNA polymerase II; neuron differentiation
Cellular component (GO): nucleus
Molecular function (GO): RNA polymerase II cis-regulatory region sequence-specific DNA binding; DNA-binding transcription factor activity, RNA polymerase II-specific
Source: RefSeq, a predicted model, not a curated record
UUUUUUCUUUUUAACCCAAAUUAAACAUGCUACUGUGCUUCGCCCUAUAAGCAUCCUAGGAGCCUGUGCUUGCCAAUCAAUUGGAACAGUGAAACAGAGCCACAGCCUGCGCAGGAGUGGAGACCUUCAGUCUCGCUUUAUUUCUGGAUACCGAGGGACCUCUCUACCAUGUCAUAUCCACAAUUUGGAUAUCCAUACUCGUCUGCUCCACAAUUCCUGAUGACAACCAACUCUCUUACCACUUGCUGCGAGUCCACUGGUAGAUCCAUAGCGGACUCCGGGGUAGCGGCGUCUGGACAGACACCUGUCUACUGUCCCGUGUAUGAGAGCCGGCUGCUGGCCACGGCGAGGCACGAACUGAGCUCCGCGGCCGCGCUAGGCGUGUACGGCAGCCCCUACACCGGUGGUCAGGGCUAUGGAAAUUAUGUUGCAUACGGGACAGACGCGUCGGCUUUCUACUCGCUGGGUACUUUUGAUACUAAAGAUGCUGCAGCUUCUGCGCAUGCGGGAAUCACACAAGCAACUGCUUACUACCCUUAUGAUCCUACCUUGGGACAGUACCAAUAUGACAGAUACGGUUCUAUGGAUGGGGGCACAAGGCGAAAGAACGCUACCCGCGAGACCACCAGCACCCUGAAGGCCUGGCUGCAAGAGCACAGGAAGAACCCGUACCCGACCAAAGGGGAGAAGAUCAUGCUAGCCAUCAUCACCAAGAUGACCCUGACACAGGUCUCCACCUGGUUCGCGAAUGCCCGCAGGAGGCUGAAGAAGGAGAACAAGAUGACGUGGCCGCCCAGAAACAAGGGCUCAGAGGAGAAGAGAUAUGAUGAGGAUGAGGAGGGGUCUCAGGAGGGGCAGAUAAAAAGCGAGAAUACCGAUGAUGACACCAGAAGUCGAGCUGAUAAGGAACUCCAGCUGAGCGACCUGGACGAUUUUGACACGCUCGAGUCUGAAAGCUCUGAGUGUGAGAUGAAGCAUCGGUACCACAUGAACACGCACAUGUCGACGACAAGCGACUGCUCCGCCGAGCACCUCAUUAAGAACGCGUCUCUGAAGAUCUCUGUUCCGGUGCCUCUCGGCGGGGAGCAGGACUUGGGUAAAACCUGCAUCAAAACGAGUCCGGAGGACUUCCAGCCGGACAGCAUGCAGCAGCAGCAGCAGCAGCAGGCUAAGUCGUGCUACACUCAGCAGCAGCAGCAGGGUCACCAAUUAUUAGACGGCAAGCCUCGAAUCUGGUCUUUGGCACAGACAGCAACGUCCCUGAACCAGACUGAAUAUCCGUCCUGCAUGCUGAGGUGCCAGGCGCCGCCCUCCUCACUCACCGAGUCCCCCGCCGCCACUUCCCCCGUCACCGUCUUGGACAACCGGCAGGACUCGCCGGUCACCACGCUGAGGAACUGGGUGGACGGGGUUUUCCACGACCCCCUGUUCAGGCACAGCACUUUGAGCCAGGCUCUGACCAACACGACCGUCUCCUGGACCACGAACACCAAAGGCAGCGUGCUGGAGGCGGAGAGGAGUGCGGCCGCCUUGCAGCAGCACCAAGACCCGCCCAAAGACAGUGCCAUGAGUUUCCCAAAAACUAUCAACAAACUUUUUUGCUCCUAACGUAACUAACUCACAGAUAAAGACUUCUUUUGGGACAAAAAAAAAAAAAAAACCGAG